Molecule: messenger RNA, 714 nt
Organism: Carcharodon carcharias (great white shark)
Lineage: Eukaryota; Metazoa; Chordata; Chondrichthyes; Lamniformes; Lamnidae
Product: transmembrane 4 L6 family member 20-like
Exons: 4
Coding region: 1-714 (237 amino acids)
Cellular component (GO): membrane
Source: RefSeq, a predicted model, not a curated record
AUGCCGUGCUUCACAUUGUUUAAUGGUUCUUGUCUCCUGGUUUUGACCAUUUUGGCUAUUGUCCUGAACAUGAUACCUCUAAUCGUGAACUGCCACGAUGGUCGGUUAUUUCGGAACUCCAUAUCAUGUUAUGAAUGGUGGCUACCUGGUAUUUUUGGAGGUGGGAUCUUGGUCAUUCCAACAGUAUCCAUGUCUCUGGCAGCACGGAAGGGACAAAACUGCAAUACCAAAACAGGGCUCCUGCUGUCUGCACUUUUCAGUCUGAUCAGUGUUCUUGGAGCCCUGUACUGUGUACUGGUCUCACUGCAUUCCCUGAUUAAGGGGCCACUGGUCUGCGAUACAGAAAGUCACAGUCUGGAAAACUGCAGCUUCUCAAUAGAAGACAUAAAGUCUCUUUCAAAUCUCAAGAUUGAUUUGAAGUGGUUUGUGGAAGACAAUUGUGGAAUUAAUCAAACUGGCUUUCACAUUGUACCAACUGAUCUACCAGGUACCAACUUUUCUACAGUUCCUACCGUUUCUAGCGUGAAAGCCGCAUCAACAGCUCCCACCUUAGAGACAGAUGUAGACUUUCAAAAGACGAUUCACAGGAUCACAUUCAGCGGACUCUUUUUGGUUGGGAUACUGGAGGUGUUGGUCAGUGCGUUGCAAAUAAUCGUUGGAGUUUUCGGCUUUAUCUGCGGAACAUCCAAGAGGAGGCGCAGUAGACCAGUGUAA